Pocillopora damicornis (cauliflower coral) is the source of this 1147-nucleotide messenger RNA. RefSeq lists its product as uncharacterized. Lineage: Eukaryota; Metazoa; Cnidaria; Anthozoa; Scleractinia; Pocilloporidae. The record is from RefSeq and is a predicted model, not a curated record.
AUGAACAAAAACAUCUCAGGUGACGAGGAGUCCGUGAAAAAAUUCUUUUCUGCGAGAAUAUUCGACAAAGAAGUUAGUGUCAGGGAUCGUUCUGCUCUCUGGCAGGUAUCACAUAGGGCACAGAUCAUGGCCAUUGAGUUUGCAAGAGAAAGGGAACAACUUACGCAAAAGAUCACUUACCUUGAAACAGAGAUUAACGCUAAGGAAAAGGAGAUCGCCAUCCUUCAGCAAACUCUCUAUGGGAGAGACAAACAGAUUACUGAUCUCAAAGAAAAACUGUCCCAACCACAACAAAAUGGGCAAAGAAAUAAUUUUGAUUUUGCCAAGCAAAUGGCAGCAAUGGAUAAAACGCUACAGGAGGCAAAGAAGAACAUUGCCGAGCUUGAGGCUGGCGUAAUUUUCAAUGUCAUGAAGAAUGAAAUGGAAGCAAAAGAAUCCCAGAGCGAGCCACAGACAUUUAAUGGCAAAGAUUACUUUGACCAUCAACCAUCAUGGUUUGACACCCUAUCAAACAACGGUGGAUAUCUUGAAGUGGAAAACUUUCCAGUAACAGCCAAAGAGAUUGAAGCUAUGAAGAAUGUUAGAUCAAAUUCAAGGCCCUCCACUGAGUCAGCUAAAGGCAAAGAUUACUUUGACCAUAAACCGUCAUGGUUUGACACUCCAUCAAAAAACGGUGGAUGUCUUAAACUUGAAAACUUUCCAGUGACAGCAAAAGAUCUUGAAGCGAUGAAGAAUUGCAAAUCAAAUUUAAAGCCUUCCACUGCAGCAGCGAAAGGUAUGAAGAAGGAAACUUGUAAAUUGUGAAUACUUUACAGUCUACAUCUGAGCGAAAGCAGCCUGUAGUGUGAUGAGUAACAAAAUAGUCAGACACUUAGAAUUGUCAAGAUACUUUUCAGCUUCAGUACCUCUGCAAAGUACCCUCCUCAUUAAGUGCAACGAGGAACUCAAUGAUUUGACGAUUAUUAAGCAAAAUGAAAUCUUAGUGAAAACAUGUUAACAAUACUCUCUAAAGAGGAAAAAUGCAAGGCGAUUAAAAUUCUACUUUUGCUUUACUAGUCUGAAAAAAUGAUUCAAGUAAAAAUUGACAUUUCAUUUUCUUUCUUUCCCCUUUACCCAAGAUUGUGGUGAGGCGAAAUGUCAACAAACA